GGAGAAGAACGCGGUUUGCUAAUGCUAAGCUAGCGCGUUAGCUAGCGUGAUGUAGCCGUAUGAUUUCGGAGCUAAUUUUAAGCUAAUGCUUUGGCUGGAUCAGUUUAAGCCGACUAGUGUCGUCGUAGUUUUGUUUGUUCGAUGUAGCCGUGUGAUUUCGGAGCCAAUGUUGAGCUAAUUUAGCUAAAGAUGUGGAGAAAAGGCUCCUCUGAAGGAUCCGACCGCUUUGAAUAUUUACAGACUUUGGUCACCGAGUUUCAGGACACCGACAGUGAAGAGGCAAAGGAGCAGGUGCUCGCUAACCUGGCAAACUUCGCAUACGACCCAAACAACAUGGAGUAUCUGAGGGAGCUGCAGGUGACCGACCUCUUCCUCGACAUGCUCACUGAGGAGAACGACAACUUUGUGGAGUUUGGGAUGGGCGGCCUGUGUAACCUGAGCAUGGACCCCGAGUGCCGACACAUCAUCCUGCAGAGCGGCGGGGUCCGCCUGGUCACAAACUGUCUGUCGAGCGCGAGGGAGGAGACCGUCCUGUCUGCCAUCACCACGCUCAUGAACCUCACGACGCCCUCGUCGCGCUCUGAGAUCACGGACACGGCCAUCCUGCAGUGCAUGCUGCGCUUCUCCCUCUCAGAGAGCCCCCGCCUGCGCAACCUGGCCGCCGUGUUUCUGCAGGACUGCUGCAGCGAGGAGCAGGUGUCCCGCGCGCAGCAGCAGAUGCAGGGACAGCAGACUGCAGUCGGCAUCCCGCUGCCCAAAGACUAACUCACAGCCGAGGUAUUCAUCAGCGAGGCUUAUUUUGGAUAGAACUGCUUAAGUUUGCUCUCUAUGAGAGAAUGAUAUGACUUUCUAAAAGUGUGUGGGCAGCCUCACUCCUCUGUUUCACUCUGUCCACCAUAAGAGCAGCAGUGAGGUUCAGCACUGAUUUUGGGUGAUCAAGUCACAGCUGGGAAAAAUAUUUCUUCAUGGUGCUGGUUUUGUGCACGGGUGUAUUUUCAUGUUGAAGCAGGAAAGAGACACAAACAGCGAGAGAUGCACGAUAACGUCUUUUUAAUUUCUUUCUUAUUGAGUCACUCGCAGCCCUC
Molecule: messenger RNA, 1085 nt
Organism: Plectropomus leopardus (leopard coralgrouper)
Lineage: Eukaryota; Metazoa; Chordata; Actinopteri; Perciformes; Serranidae
Source: RefSeq, a predicted model, not a curated record